AGCCCAGUGGGAGGGCGGGUGAGGGGCAGAGCAGACCCAUACCAAGCAUUAUCUUUUGGUACCCUGAGCCCCAGGGGCCAGGUCGUUGCUUUUCUGGCCGGGACAGUGGCACUUCCCAGCAUCAACCACCAGGAGGUAUCACAGCCCCAGAGUUUACUUGGCCAGAGUGCAGCCGGCAGAUGCUUGUCAACCCUGCUACCUCUUCAGCCUGGUGGGUGCUCCCGCUCACGAGUGUGGAGGACACAUGGAAGUGAGCCUGAGGUCUGAAGAGUGGGAUUGGGCAAGAGGCUGGAGCAAAACUUCUUAGUCAGAGCCAGGUUCUGGGGGUUUUCCAAACACAAACCUAGAAUAGAGUGAAAACCAAGCUGUGAUCAGCUCAGAAAGAGGCCCAGUUCUCAGGCAACAAUGAACUGGAAAAGGUCCCCAGAUUCCAAGGGUCAGAGUUGGACUGGCGGGCAGCCAGAGAAUGCAGCCCAGGAGCGGGUCCUGAAGGGGAACAGUGGGACACAGCUCCCUGCCCCCUCCUCCACCGGCCAGCCCCUCCUGCCCUCCCUCGGGGUCUGUUAACACUCGGUUGUGACGCCUGCCUGAUGCCUGACGCCUGAUGCCUGACGCCUGACGUGAGGAGCUGUGAAAGGCUGGGGGUGGGGAGGCUGGAGAGGGGUGUCACAAUCCGAAGGCCAGAUGUCCCCUGACCCGGUGAGCAUGAGUGGGGACCCCUGAGAACAGGGGCACAGAGGCCAGAGGAGGCCAGGUCUGGGCUCUCCUUCACGAGGCAGGGAAGCCUGGUGUUUCCAAAGUACCCACAAGGAAAUGGGGCUUAUGUCUGUAGCCUAGGCCCUGAGCCCCGGAGAGUAGUACUACUGGGGUUCUCCAGGGGACAGAAUGGAGGCUGGGCUGCUGGGGUGUGCAAGCCUCCUGAGCCUUCAUUUUGGUGCCAGAAGAAAAGCCAUAGCCCUUGCAGAAGGGAAGACUGAGGCCUGAGGGGCUCGUCUUGUUCCUGGUGGAGGUGAAGCUCCUUGGGCUCCCACAUGUGAACAGAGUGCACCCAGUUCCCCAGACCCCACGGGGCUCAGCUGAGGGCUCCCUGAGGUGCGCUGAGGGACUUGGUUUCCUCUCUCUUUCCUUCCCAUCAUCUCCUACCCCUCUGCUCCGGACAAGGAUAUUCAGGACCCUUCUCCGCUAAGCCUCCCCAGCCGCAUCUGUAGCCAGGCCUAGCAUGGUGCCCAUUCCUUUCCUGGGCCUUUGCUCCUGUAGUCCUUGCACCCUGGCCUCAGCCUGACCAGGAUGGCUGGGGAGAGGAGGGGGAUGUCCCACUCCCGAUGCCUCAGACCCACUGUCUCUGCCGCCCCUGCCUCCUAGCGGGUGGGCUGGCCCUGGCCCAGGAAUGCACUUCGUUUCCUGGUUGAGCAAUGUCGCUGCGGGAGGAUAGUGGGGGCAGGAAAAGGCAGCCGCAGCCCUCCCCACCGCACAAGGCAGCUGUGGGAACGGGCCUACUGGAGAGCCUGUCCAAGCUGACCAGAGCCAGCAGGCUCUGUGGCUGCGUGGGCAUGGUUUCCCUGCUGUACCAGGAGGUGCAGAGAGGCCUGGGGAGGGCAGUGCUCAGCUGGGAAGGAAGACGGAGAACAUACGGGGGGCUGUGGGGGCUUUGUGAGUGGGAGUCCAGCCUGUGGACCCUGCACCCUCUGCCCCUGUUGAGCCUGGUCAAGAGGGGACUCAACGGGUCCCUUUUCCCCAGCGGUCUCCCCUUGGGCACCCUGAGGUCUGUGCAGGGGAGGGCCUAGGCCAGUGUCCCAGGAGAGGAGGCACUGCCAGCACGGAUGGACACAGGGAAGGGCAGCGAGACAGAUGGGAGGGCAGCCUCACUCUCCGGAGACCCAUGUGACAUUUCUAGGACAGCAGGCCCAGGGGUGGAUGGCCUGGUGGGUAGUGGGUGCCAGGGGCUGGAUGCAGGCCCUGACUGCAUUCCUCUCACAGGUGUCUCGUAGUCUUGGGUGUUUGAUGCAGAUUGGGAAGCUGAGCCCCUUCCUAGUCACCCCUGCUCCCUGGCUGGGCUGCGGCUGAGCUGCGACUUGAACCUGGGUCCUGAGUGACAUCGCCUUAGGUCCUCCCUCCGUCUCUGGCCCCCUCAGCCCUACCUCUGUGCCCCAAACAUCUCCAUUGUCUUCAGGACACUUAAGGCAAGCUGUUGCUGGGCAGGGCCACACCAGGAAGGCAGCAGUCAGGGCACUGCUCGGGCCCCCUGGCCUCUCUGAGCCUGAUCCGGAGAAGAGAGAACUGGACAGGCCUGAGCCCUGCCCUUCUGGCUUUUCUGGGAACUGGAGAAUGGCCGUGGGGGCUCUGGGCAUCCUAUACCCCAGCUCUCUUGCGGGCAGUAGGCGCCAAGUCUGCAAGCACAUGGGUUGGGCUAGCCCUGGGCAGGAGGGUGUUUGUAUCAUCAAGGCUUGCAGGAGGCAGGCUGUGGGAAUGAGGGAGUUAACGGCGGUUGCUUGCUCCUCUCUGGAAGGAAAACUCCCCACAAACGCUCUGGUCCCUGGCCUCCUGCCAGGCCCAAGAAAAGGGACUGAAAACUGGAAGUUCAGGCGUGUGGCCAGCUCUGCCUUUCACAGCAAGCUCUAGAGUCGGGCAGCAGCCCUGCCGUCGCCAGCUGUCCGUCCAUACAUACACCCACCUGUCCUCUGGGUGCCUCUGUUUGUCUGGAAACCUGUCUGUCUACCCGUCUAUAAUCUUGUCUCUGUCCAACCUUCUCUUACUAUCCUUCGUCCAGCUAUCUAGGCUGUCAAUCCAUGCGUUUGUCUGUCUCUGGCCUCCAUCUAUUUGUUCAUCUGUCCAAUCACCUGUGAAUCUGUCUGCCCAUCUUGUUCAUUCAUCCGCCCAUCUGUCUAUCUAGCUGCCUUCUCUCUCCACCCUGGGCCUCAGAGCCAUGGCCCAGGGCCGCAGGGCCAUGGUCAGCAUGGUCCUGCUGGGGUUGGGGCUGGCCCUAGCCAUCAUCGUGCCUGCCGUGGUCCUCUCUCGCCACCAUGCCCGCUGCGGCCCCCAGGCUUUUGCCCAAGCUGCAGUUGCCGCUGACUCCAAGGUCUGCUCGGACAUUGGACGAGCCAUCCUGCAGCAGCGUGGCUCACCUGUGGAUGCCGCCAUUGCAGCUCUGGUCUGCACUGGAGUCGUCAACCCUCAGAGCAUGGGUCUGGGCGGAGGGGUCAUCUUUACCAUCUAUAACGCCACCACAGGUAAGGUGGAAGUCAUCAAUGCCAGGGAGACGGUGCCCGCCAACCACGUCCCCCAUCUGCUGGACCAGUGUGAGCAGGCCCAGCCACUGGGCACAGGGGCCCAGUGGAUCGGAGUGCCCGGGGAGCUCCGUGGCUAUGCUGAGGCCCACCGCCGCCAUGGCCGCCUGCCCUGGGCACAGCUGUUCUGGCCCACCAUCUCCCUGCUCCGAGGGGACUACCGCAUGCCCUCCGUCCUCAGUCAGUUCCUGCAGAGUGACUUCCUACGGCCUUCCCUGUACAUGACGUCCCUGAGGCAGCUUUUUUUCAAUGGAACAGAACCCCUGAAGGCUCAGGACCCAUUCCCAUGGCCCGCAAUGGCCACCACCUUGGAAAUCGUGGCCACAGAAGGUGCAGAGGUCUUCUACACAGGGACGCUGGGCCAGAUGCUGCUGGAGGACAUUGCCAAUCAAGGCAGCCAGCUGACCCUGCAGGACCUGGCAGCAUUCCAGGCAGAGAUAGUAGAUGCCUUGGCAGUGCCCCUGGGGGACUAUACCCUGUACUCACCGCCACCACCCGCUGGGGGUGCGAUCCUCAGCUUCAUCCUCAACGUGCUCAAAGGGUUCAACUUCUCCUCUGAGUCAGUGGCCAGACCCGAGGGGAGCAUAAAUGUGUACCAUCACCUUGUGGAGACACUCAAGUUUGCGGGGGGACAGAGGUGGCGACUGUGGGACCCUCGCAGCCACCUGGAUAUCCAGAACGCCUCCCGGGACCUGCUGGGAGAGGCUUUGGCCCAGCACAUCCGCCAGCAGAUCGACGCUCGGGGUGACCACCAUCUCAGCCACUACAACCUGGCCGGGGCCUGGGGCCAUGGGAUGGGCACAGCACACGUGUCUGUGCUGGGGGAGGAUGGCAGCGCUGUGGCAGCCACCAGCACCAUCAACACGCCCUUUGGAGCAAUGCUGUACUCACCACGCACGGGCAUCCUCCUCAACAAUGAGCUUCUGGACCUAUGCUGGAGGCGCGCACCAGACUCCAGUGUCACCCCUCCACCCGCGGUGGAUGGAGACAGAAAUGGGUGGGGGGUGACACCCAUCUGGCCUCCAGUUCCAGGCGAGCGACCUCCAUCAUCCAUGGUCCCCUCCAUCUUGAUCAAUGCAGCUCAGGGGUCAAAGCUGGUGAUCGGCGGGGCUGGUGGGGAGCUAAUCAUCCCUGCUGUGGCUCAGGUCAUCAUAAACAAGCUGUGGCUUGGCUUUGACCUGAGGACUGCCAUUGAAGCCCCUAUCCUGCAUGUCAACAGCAAGGGCCAUGUGGAAUAUGAGCCCAACUUCAGCCAGGAGGUGCAGAAGGGGCUCCAGGACAGGGGCCACAACCAGACCAAGAGGCUCUUUUUUCUGAACGUGGUCCAGGCCGUGUCCCAGGAUGGGGCCUGCGUGUACGCCGCAGCAGACCCGAGGAAAGGUGGGGAGGCCUCAGGCUACUGAGGAGGCUGCUUCUGGCAGCUGCAAUCCGGCCCACCAUCAGUGUGUGCCCAGGCUGGCCCUGGCUGUGGAAACAAGCACCCAAGCAGGAUCUGGACGCUUCAGCAGAGGGUCAGCCUGGGGCUGCAGAGGUGGGGACAGGCUGGAAGAUGGACGACUGUGGGGACUGAUCCCUCUCCCAGAGCCCUUUGUGGCCCUGCCCUGACCCCCCAAGCUUUCCCUAGACCUCUCACUCAGGAACAUGGCCCACCCUCCCCGCCAGCCCCACUCCCCAUCCGUAUA
Messenger RNA from Hyaena hyaena (striped hyena), 4966 nucleotides. RefSeq names its product gamma-glutamyltransferase 5 (gene GGT5). Gene Ontology annotation, biological process: glutathione catabolic process. The transcript has 13 exons. Gene Ontology annotation, molecular function: glutathione gamma-glutamate hydrolase. The record is from RefSeq and is a predicted model, not a curated record. Bases 2924 to 4687 code for a protein of 587 amino acids. Lineage: Eukaryota; Metazoa; Chordata; Mammalia; Carnivora; Hyaenidae.